Messenger RNA from Hypomesus transpacificus, 1305 nucleotides. It is a transcript of the gene spef1, whose product is annotated as sperm flagellar 1. The coding region runs from base 110 to 886 and encodes 258 amino acids. Gene Ontology annotation, cellular component: axoneme. The transcript is spliced from 7 exons. Gene Ontology annotation, biological process: regulation of cytoskeleton organization. Gene Ontology annotation, molecular function: microtubule binding. NCBI's taxonomy places the organism in Eukaryota, Metazoa, Chordata, Actinopteri, Osmeriformes, Osmeridae. The record is from RefSeq and is a predicted model, not a curated record.
GUUGGUUACCAAGCAACAAAUUAAACAACCUGUUGUUGGAAAAGUGAGCUACAUUAGCUAGCCAAUGAAACACUAUCGAAGUUAUCUAAUGUAAGGCAGUAACAAAAACAUGGAUAAAGAGUUAAACGAAGAAAAACUGCAAGAUUUGUAUGCUUGGAUAGACAAAAUACCGUUGUCAAGACCUAAAAGAAAUAUUACAAGGGACUUCAGCGAUGGAGUGAUGGCUGCUGAAGUUGUAAAGUAUUUCUUUCCCAAACUCGUAGAGAUGCACAACUACAGCCCAGCCAACUCCACACAGCAUAAGCUCAGCAACUGGGGCACUCUCAACAGGAAGGUGUUUUCCAAGCUCAGUUUCCACGUGCCUGAGGAGACAGUGAAGAGGAUUGUAGUGUGUGCCCCGGGGGUGAUCGAGCCUGUGAUGUGCUUCCUCAGAGAGAGGAUUGAGGAAAAGCCAGUGGAGCACACUGCUGGAGACACAUUACUGGAUCUGGAAUACUAUAAUAUCAGGAAUCAGGAGAAAACCUCUCCAGCUUCAGGUAACAAUACCUCAACCAUAACAAAAGAGGCCCGUGGGAUCGAGGCUCGGCCGAGGGCAGAGCAGGGGAGGAAGAAGGAGAAGGCUGGACAAGACAAAAGCAGGUGCCCCAGCAAAUGCACAGCAUACCUGGUCAUUCCUCAGGUGGCCCUGGGCUCUCAGAUGGAACCCGCCUUCAGACUGCUGCUGGAGGACAAGGAGCAGUCCAUACUGGCCCUCCAGGAAACUGUGGAGAUCCUGCAGAUUAAGGUGAACAGGCUGGAGCACUUGGUGCAGCUGAAGGACAUGCGGAUCGAAGACCUGACACGUCAUUUGGAGCGAUACAAGGCCAGAGCCAACAUGUCCAAAUAAACAGACACAAGGCUAGAACCUAAUCUGCAAUAAGGUUUAUUUCACACAGUCUCAAUAUACCAAUAUUGGAGAUUAUUGGUGAUGGAAGAAUAUCAUAACAAGAUCGUUAUUUUCUCUACUUUUAAUACUAUUUCUCGUGGAAUCACAGAUGCCUCUUUUCCAACCAUAUUCCUUUAUGUUUCUAAACUAAAGAUGAUGUAUUUCACGUUUGUUUUUGAUGACAUAUUUGGGUCAUUCUGCAUCAGGUAGCUGUGUGCACCGUUUGAUCAUUGGUUUAACGUGUUUAAUGACCAAUGAGACCAUGUGAUUCUGUGUUUUAUAUAAAUGUCAUCUGUGAAUUGGAUGUGUUGCUACUACUGUGCCUUCAGCCUACCUGACCUCGAAACCAAGAGCUAAAUAAACGAUCCAGCCUGAUACGA